Fonsecaea multimorphosa CBS 102226 is the source of this 1251-nucleotide messenger RNA. RefSeq lists its product as uncharacterized. Lineage: Eukaryota; Fungi; Ascomycota; Eurotiomycetes; Chaetothyriales; Herpotrichiellaceae. The record is from RefSeq and is a predicted model, not a curated record. The coding region runs from base 1 to 1251 and encodes 416 amino acids. The transcript is spliced from 6 exons. Gene Ontology annotation, molecular function: O-methyltransferase activity.
AUGAGCUCCCAAGGAAACGACCCGCCCGCCUUGGAUGUCGCCGCAAGUGAGCUCGUCGAGUCUCUCAACGCCCUGACCAAUCAGAUUUAUGAGACCUCCAAGGACUACAAGGACCCCUCGGGGCAACAAGGUCUGCUGCUGCGUCAACGAAUGACCAAUGCGGCCCGGCAGAUCAUCAACGUCGUCCGGGAGCCUGGUGAGACGCCAUAUGAAUUCUCGACACACAUGGCCGAGAUGGGGGCGAUUCGGAUGUUUAUGAAGAUGAAAGCAUUUGACAAGAUUCCGUUGGAAGGAAGCAUUUCCUACGAGGAUUUGGCGGCCAGUCUCGGUGCUGAGGUGCCGCUCGUCACUCGCAUGGCUUGGAUGAUGGUGGCUACAGGUUUCCUCCAUCAAAUCGGGGAGGACCGUGUCGCACAUUCCAGGCUUUCAAAGCUCUAUGUCUCUGGAAACGCCCAAGGGGUCUUUUUCCAGAUCAUGUUCGAUGAAGCCAUGGUCCCAUGGGUCCAGUGGCCGCAAUUCUUCGCCAAGUACGGUCUGAAAGAACCCAAGUUGGGGAAUCACAAUCCCCACUCGUUCGCUUGGGGCGACCCGGACAAGAAUUUCUGGGAGGUCAUCAGCAAGGACCCGGAACGUCUGGUCGAUUUUAAUCAGAGCAUGAAUACGCUUGACGAGGUGCUGCCGGUGACGGGCAUGUACGAUUUCAGCUGGAUUGCGAAGAACACGGAAGGUCCCGAGGACAGACCGCUGAUCGUCGAUGUCGGCGGUGGCAAAGGCCAGGCCCUCAAGCGCAUCAUGGCUGCGUUUCCUGAGAUCCCGGCCAAGAGACUGGUGUUGCAAGACCGGGCACCGGUCAUUGAGGAAGUCAUUCAGGCCAACGAACCCGGGUUUGAAGAGAUCAAGAAGAUUCCGCAUGAUUUCUUCCAGCCGAACCCUGUCAAAGGCGAGUUCUAUCUACCCUUCUCUUCCUUCCUUCCCACCUCGCCUUUCCCUCCGCGAAACGAUCGCAUCAUCCUCUCUCACCUCGCCGACGUCAUGGCUCCGGACUCCAGAGUCCUAAUCACCGAGCAAGUCAUGCCCAAUCCGCCCACGGCCCUGAAUGCCUGGACCGAUCUCUGUAUGAUGAACCUCGGUGGCAAGGAGCGGACCGAGAAGAUGUUCGAUGACCUGACAGCGAGUGCUGGGUUGAAGAUGGUCGGCGUGCACAAGAGCUUGGCGACUGACGUUGCGGUUAUCGAAUGCGUCAAGGCGUGA